AUGCCACAAAUAAUCCGCAUCUGCAUGCUAAACGCAGACACCCCCGUCCCAGCCGUAAUCGCCAAAAACAAUACCACCCCCACUUACGGCCGCAUCUUCCACCACCUCCUCUCCACCGCCGCUACCAACCUCUCCAAAACACCAGACUCUCACCACGGAGCCACAACAAUCACAUCCAUAGAUUUCAACGUGGUAAAAAACGAAUACCCCCCUUCCCUGUCCGCCUUCGACGCAAUCGUCAUCUCCGGCUCUGCAAACUCCGCCUACGACAACAUCCCCUGGAUCCACAAACUAGCCCGCUGGCUCAAAGACGUGUACGACAAGGAGCCGCGUGUUAGGAUUUUUGGCAGCUGCUUUGGACAUCAGAUUGUGACUCUGGCGUUACUGGGGCGGUAUGGGGUUAGGGUUGAGAAGGAUCCCCAGGGCUGGGAAUUGGGUGUUGGGGAGAUUACGCUCCAGGCUAAUUUUCUGCGGCGGUUCUGUGGCGGGGAUGGGGAUGUGGAUGGUGAAGGGAAAAAAUUGAGAUUGCAAUUCGUGCAUCACGAUCAUGUUGUUAUACCCGACAGUUCUACGCUACCGCCGUCUUGGAUGGUGGUGGGUAGUACGCAGCAUUGCGCCGUACAGGGCUUGUAUGAAGCUGGUCGCGUGUUUACUUUACAAGGCCACUUUGAGUUUGAUAGGUUUGUUAAUGCGGAGACUGUGAAGUUUUUCUUUCCGGAGUGGCAGCCCAAGGUGCUGGAGGGGGCGUUGGAGGCAAUUGAUCAGGAUGAUGAUGCUGUGAGGGCGGCGGAGAUGGUUGUGAGGUUUUUUCUUGAGGGCGGUGGGGGGAUAGGUAGGGGGAGGGGGGUUGGUAGGUUUGUGGGUGAGGUGAGGGAGUAG
Pyrenophora tritici-repentis Pt-1C-BFP is the source of this 879-nucleotide messenger RNA. NCBI's taxonomy places the organism in Eukaryota, Fungi, Ascomycota, Dothideomycetes, Pleosporales, Pleosporaceae. The record is from RefSeq and is a predicted model, not a curated record.